AUGGCAACCAAGUCUCGAAUGUAUCCCUCGCAGAUUGAAAGUGUCGGCUGUAGCCUACGAAGUGGUAUGGCUCAGGCCUGUGACCGAUGCCGAAGCAAAAAGAUUCGCUGCGAUCGUGCUCUCCCUUACUGUGCCCAAUGCGCUGCUGUCGGCUUCGAGUGCAAGACUAGUGACAAACUCAGCCGGCGAGCCUUUCCUCGAGGCUAUACAAAGUCGCUGGAGGAGCAUGUCAAGUGCCUUGCGGCUGAAGUCAAAGAACUCAGGAGUUUGUUGCACAGAAAGGAUGAAAGUAUGGCUUCAAUCUAUAUCCCACAGCUACGAGCAUUCAGUGAUACAAUGAGGGCGGAAAGCUUUGGAAUUUCGAGCUCUCGUAGCUUUGCUGAGACUUUCAAAAUCAGGCUUGUCGACCAGAAACAGGUAUCAUUAGCGAUUUCGAUCGAAGAGCUGACAGCAAGUCCGCCUUCCCUCGCUCAUUCUGGUACCCACGCAGGCCCACAAACGACCCCUCGCCUUGUCACUGAUCAGCUUCUCACUGUUUUCUUCCAACAAUGGGCUCCUCUCUAUCCAGUUGUGAAUCGACUCGCUAUCCUCAGGAUAUAUGAAAAGUAUUUGUCGAAUCCAGGGUCCUUUCGUGAGAAUAUGAUCGAGCUCGCACAAUUAUAUCUAGUAUUUUCCAUUGCCGCGCUUCCAGUUACCUCUCGAAGCUCUCGCGACCCUGUUUUGUUUGAAGGAAUCUGGUUACCUAUCCUCCAAUCACUUUCAGGUAAUAUUUCUAUCUUAACUUUACAGUGCUACGUGCUCGCCCAAGUGUAUUGUAUGACUAAGGGGGACUAUUCGACUCUCCUACACUAUCGAUUACUUGCUGUUGGUCUCUGUCACCAGCUGAACCUCCAUGAAAGUCAGAAAGGCUUCGAAUCAAAUCCUCUUCUGGCAGAAACAAGAAAAAAAGAUAGGUUCUGUGCUGUCUUGACAAACGUUCCUGUUUUGCUCCAUGAGAAGGACAUUCGCACUGAGUAUCCUAAAGAUAUUGAUGAGCAGAACGUUACCGAGACUGGGUUUCUACCGACUUUACCGGGUGAAUCGACGAGAAUCUCCAGUGCUCUCGCAUUGUUUGCCGCAUCCAGGAUUCUCAACUGCGUUCUAGACGACAUCUAUCCUUUCAAAGGAGGGUACAGCAUCCAAUUGGCAAAAGUCUGCACCAUUGGAGAGAGCUUGGAUAAAUGGGUUAAAAACUUGCCUGCCAAUCUUUGCGUGGUGUUCUCUGAGGGGAAGCCAACCAAUACCACUACGUGUAACUGGUCCCCCGCUCUGUCCAUUGUAUAUUACUUUAUUCGUUCCCUCAUCUAUCGGCCUGUCCUGUGUUUUGGGGAUUUGAAGACCUUAUACUUGCCGUCUAUCUCCGCCAUUGCAGAUUCCAGCAAAUGUAUCGUUCAGGCAAUACAACUCGUCGACGAUGGGGAUCUUUGUCUUCCGGUUGCGAUUAACCGAAGAGAACUUAUAUCAUCAAGCGGGUUUGGUCUACUCUGGCUGGAUAUUGGACUGAGACCUCUCAGCAAUCGUGUGCCGGUAAAUCAAAUUCAGGAGCUACUUUUCAUGAUCGUCAAACUCCUAAAGACAGAAUCGCCUGGAGCUGCUGCGGAAUUCAAUGCGAUGGUCACUUACUUGGCUCCGCUGGGCUAUCAGAAGCACAUAACAACUACAGGGCCUUGUGAAGGGAGCCCACCUGUGCAGAAGUUAGUGAGAUCUCCAACGAAGGAGUCCGAAAUGUGGGAAGCGUGUCCGAUGAGACAUUCGAGUCUGAGCCAGCUACACGAGCAGAACGUGUUAUCCUCGUGCAGUAACUCCAUACCCAACAACUACGUCAGUUUCACCAAACCUCAAGCACGGCUUCGAAAUUGGGAGGGCCUACCCGCUGAUGAUACUGAACGUCAGUACACCGCAGACCGCAACAAACAAUAUUCGUUUAUGCAAUUUAGACGUGAGUCGCUGCCUACCCUUGUGGCCACUAGUACGCCUGCUAGGGAAUCGUUGUUUUCAGCGUGGGAAUCCGUUAUCAGUGACCUGGACCAAGCAUGUCCAAAUAUUUUCACGGGCAUCUGUGGUGGCAAGGAAUUCAUUGAAAACUAUGGGCCGUCUGCCUACGCCACUCCAGAAAUCAUGCAGAAAGAGGCUCACAUAGCGACGCGUACCACUGAAGUCCUGCAGAAUAUGCCAUGUGAAGAUUAAUCUGCUACUAACAGUAGUAACUUUGCAUUGCACAUGGCGGAACUGGCUGCACGAAGUGCUCUAACCGAGGC
Molecule: messenger RNA, 2297 nt
Organism: Aspergillus versicolor CBS 583.65
Lineage: Eukaryota; Fungi; Ascomycota; Eurotiomycetes; Eurotiales; Aspergillaceae
Exons: 7
Coding region: 1-2226 (741 amino acids)
Biological process (GO): DNA-templated transcription; regulation of DNA-templated transcription
Molecular function (GO): zinc ion binding; DNA-binding transcription factor activity, RNA polymerase II-specific; DNA binding
Source: RefSeq, a predicted model, not a curated record